AUACAGAAUUUAUUAACUUUAUUACAUUAAUUCUACUUUUGGAUUUUGGUUAUCUCUUGCAUCACGUGUUAACUCCAUUCUUUCAAAUUUGACUGUAUCCGGGAAUUCACUUGUGUUCUCAUUGUCGCCUAAUCUCUUGUGUAUUCAAAUUGUUGACACCUGCUUUUUAACGUGUUCUUAAUGUUUGGCAUAAACCUUAGUAAGAUGUCACUAUAGUCGUUGAUUGGAUGCCUCUUUCUUGUUUUCUUUUGUCGUCUUGCUAGUGGGUUGGGGAUUAAGGGCGAGAAAAGUCGACCUUUCAAUUUGGGUACCAUAUGUUGAUCAAAUAUGAUCCGGUAAAUCCUAAAUUUUGGAUUGCGCUUUGUUAAUGCUAUGAGUAGGAUUAUGUCUGUAUAAAGAAGUAAUCAAAGAUUUUCCAAUAUGGGCUUAUUUGAAUUCUGUCCUUAGUUAGAAAAAAACCAAUUGUAUUUGCGAACCAAAUAAGCUGCAUUUAUUACUUUCCCAGUGUGUAAUCUAGUCUGGAUUGUAUUAUAUAACCCCUCUAAAGACUAUAUCUCUUCUCCUCGGUAAUAUCGGCUCGAAUCAAAAAUAUCAAACAACAAAAGAAAAUGGGAGUCGAUAGCCCAUUUCUGCUUGCCCUUGCGGCCUCUUCGUUGCUUCCUAGAAAGGAAAAAGAUGAAGCUAAUGAAAAAAAGCGUGAAGCACAUUGGGAUAUGUUGUUUAUCAGGCGAGGACAGGAUAUUGGAGAAGAAAUUCUGACUUAUUUUCGGAACAGAAGUAGAUCCAAAAAUUCCAAUGGCCACUCACGGAUUGGCUGGAUCAUGUCAGCAAAUGGUCUAGUUUUCCACCCAAUAUUGGAAAAUUCAUCAACUACUGCUGAGGGUUUAUAUGAUAUGAUACGUCUUGGGGGAAGGUAUACUAUUUCUGAAGAUGGGGAGGUGCAGCAGUGUGGACCUCUGACUAUAUAUUGUGCUGGUCCAAGUCAUGUUGUUUAUGGAGGUCAAGUUAUUGGCCGUCUGGUUGCAGCAGAGGCUGUCAAGGUUGUGGUUGGUAGCGCUCCAUAUAAUCCAAGUGAAGAUGAGUAAAAAUUUGAAGGGUUGGAAGCACGUUUACUGUUGUUUCGCCUGUUCUUUGGUUGUACUUUGAACAAAAGAUAUGGAUUUGUUACCUUUCAUGGUAAUUGACUGAUUUCUGUUGAUAUUCCUCAGGAUAGUGCAACAGUUAUAUUAUGGAAAACCUUUUGUUGUUUGAGUA
Molecule: messenger RNA, 1254 nt
Organism: Capsicum annuum
Lineage: Eukaryota; Viridiplantae; Streptophyta; Magnoliopsida; Solanales; Solanaceae
Product: AT-hook motif nuclear-localized protein 8-like
Exons: 5
Coding region: 609-1085 (158 amino acids)
Molecular function (GO): minor groove of adenine-thymine-rich DNA binding
Source: RefSeq, a predicted model, not a curated record